Lonchura striata (white-rumped munia) is the source of this 8699-nucleotide messenger RNA. The record is from RefSeq and is a predicted model, not a curated record. NCBI's taxonomy places the organism in Eukaryota, Metazoa, Chordata, Aves, Passeriformes, Estrildidae.
CAAGUUGAUUUAAUGCAGAGGUGUGGAUGAGUAGUCAGAAAUGGAAGGAGAAACGUGGAACAGUUCUAUCAAAACCCUUGAUCAUGCAAAACAGGGAAGGUGCUGUAGGAGGACUUGCCGGCGGGCAGGAGGAGGUUUGUGCCGAGGGCUGUCAUUUCCCAAGCGCGGAAUUCUUCUCAUCCCAGGAGCCCAUCACCGCCGCCUCCGAUGCUCUCCUUCGCCGCGAAAAUAUGAAGAAGCCCUGGAGCCCUGAUUUACCAGUUGAUAACCAGUCAUACAAUUCAGAUUUUACAUCUCUCCCAGACCGAGAAGGUGAGAAAGAAUUAGCAGCUGAUGGCACUGAAGAAAAGAAGGAGAGAGAAAAGAAGCACACCAAUUUCACUUUGUGUAAUGUCUGCAACAUUCAGCUAAACUCUGCUGCUCAGGCACAAAUCCACUACAACGGCAAAUCCCAUCAGAAGAGGCUGAAACAGCUCAGCAAUGGAAAUCUCAAAACUGAUAAUGGUGGUACAUGCCAGAGCCCUGCUCUCCCAGCCCUGGUGCGUCCUCCUGCACCACCCUUGCAGCCAUCGCUGGAUAUUAAGCCGUUCCUCCCGUUUCCUCUGGACACUGCCGCAGCAGUGAAUCUCUUCCCCAACUUCAAUGCAAUGGACCCAAUUCAGAAAGCUGUAAUAAAUCAUACAUUUGGAGUUCCUCUUCCUCACCGAAGAAAGCAAAUCAUAUCAUGCAACAUUUGCCAGCUGAGAUUCAAUUCUGAUAGCCAGGCUGCGGCCCACUACAAAGGCACUAAACAUGCCAAGAAGCUCAAAGCACUGGAAGCCAUGAAAAAUAAGCAGAAAUCUGUUACUACCAAGGACAGCGCAAAGACUACCUUCACUUCCAUCACUACCAAUACCAUCAAUACCAGCUCUGACAAAACAGACACUAACACAGGGACACCAGCAAUAUCAACGACGACAACCGUGGAAAUCCGGAAGAGCAGUGUUAUGACAACUGAGAUCACCUCUAAAGUGGAGAAAAUCCCCACAACAGCCACGAGCAGCAGCACUUGCCCUUCCGUUGAGACUGAGGAAGAAAAAGCAAAAAGGCUGCUGUACUGUUCACUAUGCAAAGUCGCUGUCAACUCUGCCUCACAGCUGGAGGCGCACAACAGUGGGACUAAGCACAAAACUAUGCUGGAAGCUCGGAAUGGAAGCGGAACCAUAAAAGCCUUUCCCCGGGCAGGCGUAAAAGGCAAAGGACCUGUGAAUAAAGGAAACACAGGCCUUCAGAACAAAACAUUUCACUGUGAAAUAUGUGAUGUGCACGUAAACUCUGAGACACAACUGAAACAGCACAUAAGCAGUAGAAGGCACAAAGACAGAGCUGCUGGGAAACCACCUAAACCUAAAUACAGCCCUUACAACAAACUCCAAAAGGGAACACAUCCUCUAGGGGUAAAAUUAGUAUUUUCAAAGGAACCUUCAAAGCCGAUGGCCCCACGAAUCUUACCAAAUCCGCUAGCAGCUGCAGCAGCAGCUGCUGCUGUGGCUGUGAAUUCCCCCUUCAGUCUUCGCACAGCCCCAGCAGCCACCCUUUUCCAGACUUCAGCACUUCCUCCAGCACUCCUACGACCAGCUCCUGGGCCUAUACGGACCACCCACACUCCUGUGCUGUUUGCUCCUUACUGAACUCCAAACAGGAAUUAAUUGUACUGCAAUAAUUUUUCAAAUCAAAAGACAAAAAAAAAAAAAAUGAAAAUCAUGAACAUUGAACUAUGCAGUGUUUAUUUAUAGUUUAAAGUAUAUAUGAAGAGCCAGAACUUUUGAUAGAGAACCGAACAAAUUCUGAAAGGGGGAAUGGGUGGUAUUUCUCCAGAUAAGAACAUUUCUCUUGAGCAUUGAUCGUUUUAAAACUGAUCUCCAGCAUUGACUUGUAGUGACAUAUAAAACUUACAGAGCCUUUUUGACUGUGCAUUUUGGCACAUAUAUUUCCCUGCAAUGUCUUUCCUGCUUUAUGAAACAACUUACAAAUUUGUCUAAAGGGCAUUAACUGGUUCCAAUGUAUAUAAAAUACUUUAUUCUGUAGAUUAAAGAAGAAGGAAAAAAAAAAAAAGAAACACUGUGAAUAGUAGUACCCUUACCAAUCCUCCUGCCAAAUCAGCAGUUACUGGGUAUUUAUCUGAACAAAAGUAGAUACAAUAGAUGUCUUGUAAAACAGUAGUAUUGUGUCUCUAUCUAUGCCACUAGGAUUCUAACUCAGUUGCAAAAGAUAAAAUGAACAAAAUUAUGUCACUUCGGUAAAUAGUCAAAAAUUAUUACAAUAAUGUGGAGCUGUUCCUGGUGAGCGAAGUUUUUCUCACUCACAGAAGAAUGAAAAUAAUCUAGAUUAGGGCAAAGAAAAUGAUAAAGAAGAUCUAAUGGGGAAAAAAUAAUUCAGAUGCUGUACACAGUAGAAUGGGUCAAAUGUAUUUAACUGAGAAUGUAUGUGUACACUGUGUGUUUAUUCAAAAAGUGUAAUACAUACAUGAUAGAUCAAUGUUUCAGACAUGACAGUGGAAAACAAAAAAUAUGAUCUCGUCAUGAAACAGGCCUGACACUUCAGUGUUGAGCAGAGGGAAGACACAAAUCAGUUACACAGAAUCAUAACUGACAAAUGAAAAACAGGAGAGAAAUCCUGGUCUCAUUUAAGUCAGUUUAAAGUUCCUUCUGACUGCAGUGUAGCCAGAAUUUCAUCCCAAGAAUGGCACAUAUUCAUUUUAUAUCACACCAGUGGGAGUGUCUGUAGAUACAAGUAAUAUUUUUUGCAAUAGGCUUAGUCUUAGCAACAGACUUAUUCCCUUGUUUUAUUUCCUAUUGAUGUGAUAUAAAAUGUCUUAAUAUACCUAUAAAAUGUAAACAGUGACACAUGAGAUACAUAUUACGGGAUAACUGCACAUCAUGGGUUUGGAACAAAUACAACUUUUAGGAUCUCAAGGGACCCUUGAAUUCUGUAGCUGACCGUGAUGUAUGGACAGCUUAAAGCCUUAUAUAUUUACUGUGAGGCUUAAAGGGGUUGACUGUGUCCCUUUAAAGUAAGAUUUAUCAGGGGUAUAUAUAGAUAUAUUGUAUAUAUGUUAGAGUAAGAAAAAUAACUUAUAAACAGAAAAUCUACUAUAUAAAAUAAUUAUAUAACCAUUGAUUUCACAUGUGGGUCAUUAAGUGGUAAGUAACAAACAACAGAGAAAAAAAAAAUAGACUUUUUGAAUCUGAUCCUUGCUGCCUGCUUUUUCCCAUAGGGAGCUGAAAAGUAUCUAUUAAUAUUAUGGAGUGCGCUGCUGAGUCACAUGCAACCACUCUGAUGUGUAGCUAAGUGAAAUGCCUACUGUACAUUUAGGCAGAAUAAAAUUUAAAAGCAUAAUUUAAGUUUAGAUGGGGAAAUUAUUUGAAAGAUUUCAUUAAAAGCCAGUAAUGCAAAAUAUUGACCAUGUGGUUGCUAUACAAUGCUGCCUGUGGUUAUUGCAGACAGAUGGGAGAUAUAGAGGAUGGGAAUAUACAGCACUUUUGACUUGCAGUUCAUCAGUGAGCCUUCCAUAUACAUUCGUAUUUGCCAUUUUUUAAACCUCUCCGCAUUUAGAUUUUAUAAAAAAUAUAUAAAGAGAGAGAAAGAAGAGGUUCCAUGGAUAUCUGUGUCUGAAGAAUUCCAAAGAGAUUCAUUUAUUUAUCUAGAAAUAUUAAAAUAAGUUCUGUGCUAUGUAUUUGUAUUUCAUCCAGUUUAUUUGCAAACGUUUGUGCCUUGAAAUGAAAUGAGCUUUUGUUUAUAUUUAAUUCACACCUAUGUAGCCAUGAAAAAGACAUGACGGAUAUUCCAGGGCUAAUAUGAGCUGGAUUGCUUUGGCCUAGCUUUCAAAACAACAGUAUGAGUAAGUUCCUGAAGCCAAGUUUAAACAUCUAAAUAUCUAGGGGCUGACAUUUAAAAGGGCUCUCUACUCUACAGCUCCCAGUAAAGAGGCAGUAAAUAAGCCAGCCUUCAAAACCUGGUCCUCACACUCAAUUUAGAAUUUUUUUCAUUUUAUUUGGGUACAUGAGAUAGUAAGAUUCAGAGGACUUGUUCUUUUAAGCCUGCUUUCAACCUUACAUAUUUGGAAGUUUGCAGAAGCUGUAGUGCCACUGCCAGCUGCAUUCAGAUUCCUCCUUGAAAAGGGCAGCAGCUUUCAAGCUGUGUUCCAUGAACGACCACUUGUUUCCAGAGCCUUUUGUAAGAUCCUGGGUAAGUAAGAUCUUGCUAAAGGAGCAGAGGAGUACUCACAUUUUGGGAAGGUAGAAGAUCUGGACAGGCUGUCUUUUUCUCUUGAGGAUGCAGGCAGAUGGGAAAAUGGGAGAUAGACAAAUAUCCUGAAGGCUCUUAUGCACAGCCUUCUGGUGCAUGGACACCUGCUGUACAUCCUGCCAUAUUGUUGAGAUGCAAUCAAAAUCAACAGGCUGAUCCUUGUCAAAACGUGGCCUGUGGCAUGUAUGGAGGCACAGUACUAAGAGCAGAGUUCAUACAAAUUUUGCUAGAGAUAAAAGAGUGUCAUUUCAACUACUUACAUCAGCUAAUUUGCAAUGACACCUUCAGUGUUCUUGGACCUCUUUUGUCACAGUGCUCUAUGGAACAAGUUUUUGUUCACACAAGUCUCUUUUAAAGUUCAGCUGUAAACAACAAACUCAGUUCUUUUUGUCUCUUACUCACUACCUAAUAAAGGAUAAAGCCUAAAUGUUAGAAUGUAUAGUGGAUUUUCUGUGCCUUGCUGCUCCGCACUCCUCUUGGUCAGUAACAAGCCAACGUACCCAGGACAUCAGCAUAACAGUUCUAUUUAUAUAUAUAUAUAUAUAUAUAUAUAUGUGUGUGUAUAUAUAUAUGUAUGUAUGUAUGUAUGUAUAUAUAUAUAUAUAUAUAUAUUUGUCAAGGAAAAUACUGGCACAGCUAUCUAAUGGGGCAAAGAGAGCUUCUGGUCAAGGGUAUGUCUACAGCAGAUGACAGAGGACGUAGCAAACAGAAGACACUUUACACCUACUUGUCAAUACAUUUUGUGUGGAGAGCACUAUUAAAGAAAAAUAUGCCAUCAUGUUUCAUAUUGCUGUAACACUCCAGGGCCAAGAGGACGCCUAAAGCACAAGGAAGCAGAUCAUUUCAUCGAAGACACAGUCACUCACUGGAAUAAGAAUGUGAAAUAAGCCUGCGGGGAAGUGGCUGGGUAAUGAACUCAGAAAAACAAUCAGGUUCAGGGAUGUUUUCUUAAAUUCUAUUCAAAGUGUUAAAGAAUAACUAUUCUGUUGUGACCCAAAGAGAUGGUAUUUUUGUGGGAGGUAUAUUAUAUAUAUUUAUAUUUUUAUGCUAUCUGCAUUUUUCCAACUACCUAUGGCUUCAAACCUUUGUUCUGAAGGAUCAUCAUUGCUCUGAACCAUGAAAUUAGUAACCUUCUUGAAAACUGCUGUGAAAGCUGAUGUGAGAGGUCAGUAAGCAAAUGGUAUAAAUAUGAUGAUCUAAAAUGAAAAGGACUGACCAUGUCAAGAAAUAUUGUAUUUGAAAAGUAUACAUCUUUAUUUUAAGAUAAAUUAUAUAAAAUUAUAUAAAAUUAAGAAUAGCUAAAUAAAGUAAUAAAACUAGAAGAAUUACAUCUGUCAUUUUAGUACUGAAAUAUUACAAUUGGCUCUACAUUUUAAAAGUUUAAAGGACUUUCUAGGUGUCAAAUCAAUGCAAGGAUGCUGUUGGUACAUUUAAUGUCUCACUUCAUUUAUCUCCCAUUUGUAUCAGGAGUACCAUAACUGAAUGGACCUGCCUUUAGUCACUUUUAAUUAAUUACCAAAGAUACAGUAGCAUAUUGCCCCAUAUUCCCUGAAAAGUGAAAUCAUGCUGCUUAGGAGGCCCUGUUUCUGCAUUUCACUUCCCAUAAACACUUAGUUUUUAGAGUCUCUUCAAAGCAUCCUGGGGAAUUUCUAACUUUAUAUCAUUUUUUAGCAAAAGUAAAUUUAUGAACAUUAUGUAAUUUUAUGAAUAUUAGACCAACACUGAGGAGCAAGAUCUAAAAAGGUUUUCACAACUCUACAACAUUCUUUUGGGUAGAUAUGAAGCACAGACAUUCAAAUUAUUUCAUUGCACAAAUCUCUUUGAAAACACGUGAAAUCAGAACCCAGACUACUAUAUAAGUGUCCUGGUUUUGGGGUUAACACAUAAUAAGAAAUCUGGUAUUUUUACUAACAGGGGUAGUAAAACUGACUUCAGCACAGUUCAAGCUUAAAGACUCUAAGCUCCUAAGAAAAUAAGAGUGGGCUUUCUGUUUAUCAAGAUGCAUGUGAAAAUGUGAGCCUACACUAUGUAAAAUAUUAAGUAUUUUUGUGACAUCACAUCCUGUUCUCAUUGUUUAUCUCCUUCGGUGCCAAUGUCAAUGCUGUCAAUGCUCCUUUUCUGGAAUUCAGUACAUGACUAAAAGAAACAGUAAUACUGAUAAAUCCUAUCUUAAACUAGUUUGAAAUCUCAAACACAUAGUGAAGAGUUUAGCCAAGGACGAGUUUUAUGGCCUCUAACUUCUACAAGUUUAUUAAAAUUCAGGACCAUUUUGGAGUAAAUAUAACUAUCUGAAAGAUGAUUAUUACAUCUGAAAUGUCAGCAGCUGAAACAGCCUGUGCUCCAGACCAAAAUUAACAAUGGUAUGAAAACCAUAAUGCUCUUAACUUUGUGACUUCUGAUAGCAGUUGCAAAAAUCUUUGAUUUCAAUAGAGGCAAUUUUUUGCUCUUAGUGGACGAGGCCUUUUGCAGUCAUGCUGUGUACUGCAAUUAGGUGUCAUUCAUCUCUGAUUCUGUAUUGAUAAUUUGAUAAAGAAACUUGGCUGAGCAUGAAACAUGAUUAGUGGCUGCCUGGUUCAUGUGAUCAGCUUCAUGCUGGGAUGAUCCUUGGGUGGUGAAAUAAGCUGAACUGAAAGAGUCAAUGUAAAGAAAGUGGUGGAAUAAUUUGCUCCUUUUUCCUUGUGCAAUGCUCUUAAAUGGAACUUCUGAGGUAUGAACAAGCUGGGUCAUUGAAGAGUUCCUGGCUAUAAAUGUAGGGACUUUGAAGAUCAUACAAUCUUAACUUUAAAAUAAGUUUGAUGAGAAAGAACUCAGAAGACAUUCUUUGGAUUAGAUACUACAGUGACAUUGUAGCAAUGGUCUUCACACUAGGCACACUGUCCAUACACUGACAUUUUUCCUGUUCAGAGCAGAAAUCAAGGGUUUGACACCCAUUAUUAGAAACAAGCAUAGUUAAUAAUAUUCAUUUCAUAGGUAUUGGACACUCACUUGAAGGACACAAUAAUUUUCCUUUGGACUCCAUGUCUUCAAGUAUGUUCAUACCAGCCAAGAUAUCACUGCGUUUUGUCAACACCUGGGUCUCCAGAAAGGAUGUCCAUACUUCUUGUUUGUUUUUAUUACAAUUUGAUUUUUCUUCCAUGUUUCUUUAUUCAUUGUCUUGUCUCUCCUAUGAAUGAACAGAAUCCAUAAAAUUAAGUAUACAUUUAAGAAGUAUGUAAUCAUUAAUGCCCCUUUUGGACCAUUUGAUCAUAGUCAAUAAAUUGAAUAAAGAAUUUAAAGCAGCAGAGCCACAGUAAUGGUAAAAUAUUGUGAAGAGAGCACAUCUAUACUAUAGUGUUCUUUACCUAAUCUAGAAUUUUAUGACACAGACAGCUCUUUAUCCUUUCAUACUUUCCUGAAAUAUUCAUCUUUUGGGACCCUUCAAAGUUUUAAUCAAAUUUAAAUGUUAUUUCUUAUGUUCAGUAAAAACAUCUAUGUGUUUCUGAGGGAAAAAACAAUAUAAAAAGGGAUGAAACCUACAAACCAUUUUCUUACUACAAAUGCCUGCAGCAUCUGUUAGCAAUGUUAGCCUUUUCUCUCUGAGUGUCUUGUGGCUGGCAUUUACCAUGGGAAUUGUUCUCAUUGAGACAUGUAUCCGGUGAAAACUGUCAGUUCAAAACACAGUCUGUCAAUGCAGACAUUAGUUUGGGGCACAACAGAGUGGGAGAUGAGAGAAUAUAGGCAAAGCUAUGCCUUUGUAACAGCCUGUUUGAACCCUCUCAAAACUGCCUAGUGGCUUGAUGGGGAGAGGCAGAGGUUCUUAAUGUGGUCAUUCUGUUUUAUUUGUAACACAGAAGGUGUAAAUCUGAAAAAAAGUCUUGAUUUGAGGAUUUUUAACCAGUGCUUCAGUGUGGGGGAUGAUCCCCCCCCUCUACCCACCCAAAGGUGUAAUCUUUCCUUCAGACAUAUUUUCAAUGUAGACUUGCCAUAAUAUUAUUAUUGCCAGUCAAACUGCUGCCUGAAUCUGAUUGGAGUAAAACUAUUCAUGUUGGUUUUGGUACACAGGAGAACCCAGGUAUUAAAAAUGAAAAUGUAAGAAGCUUCCAGUUGGGUCGCUUUUUUUUUUCUUCCUGCAGUUGCUCAAGUUGUACCAGUUUGCUGAAAUCUACAAGUCAAUCAAAGAGAAAAUGCCUGUUUCUUUCUUCUACUGUUUUUAUAGUUUUAGAAAGGAGAUGGAAACAGCUGUAGCUCUUCAUCUAAUGAUUCACACUAAAGCCACCCUGUAGUCAACAAAUGCCUGCACAUGUGUUGCCUUUCUGCGUACACACAGAUUUACUUCCCUCCAGUUGUUUUGUUAAAUCACAUUUUGUGACUUCCUCAGCAGCGUGGGAUACUGCAAGGAGCAUUUAAAAGGAAAAUAAAAACUAAAACACCCA